AUGUUUUACCCCUCCAAUUUUUUUUCGCCAGAUCCAAGCUGUGAUUUUGAAAGGGAUUUCUGCUCGUGGAAGCAGUUAACAACAGAUGAUUUUGAUUGGACGCGAAAUAAGGGGAAAACAUCAUCUGAUGGAACCGGUCCUUCAACUGAUCACAGUGGAAAUGGUACGAAAUAUUGAAUGUUUCUCAACUGACAAGAACAAACCUAAUUCUAAUUCAGUUGAUUCUUUAAAGGUCCUUUAAGGGCUCUCUGUAACUCCGGAGCGCAAUCAAUUUAUUGGACACAACUCAACUAUUGGACACAACUCUUAGAAACUGAACUAACAUCAACCUUGACUGUUACAAAGAAUUCAAGGCUCGUUAGCAGUUGUGACACAGACGAUUUUGCAGCCAUGCUUUUGAUGGAUUUAGUCAAUUUCAGCAACUCCUCACCCGAAACUCACUGUUUUGACCAAAAAAAAAAAUUCCUCAACUUGAGUGUGAAAUGGUAGCCCGCCGUCUCCUUCCUUUAACCUGGGGGCUAAAGUGCGAAGCAUGAAAAGUUUCGCCAGUUUUAUCUGACUAACGUGCGGUAGGUGUAGAUAUACAUGUAUACAAGAAAGAAUAAUGGAACAGAGAGAAAAACGUCCCGUCUAUCUCUUGUGAUAUGUGAAUUUCACCAAAGUUAUUUUUAGACAAAUUAAACGCCUCAAAUUAAUCAGAAGUUGGUUUCCGAAGAGGUUCGCAAACUUCUAUUCAGUCAGUGUUGGCAAGGGGACACUAUGCUCUGUUGGUGUGUCGCCAUUACAAAAUGAUACAGAAAGUGAGUCUAUUACAACCUACAGCUUCAAGAUAUAUAAGAAAAAAAAUGGUCCCCACGAAAUAGCUAACCGUGUAGAGAUUAAAAUUUUACUUACUUAUUACUAAGAGAGAAUAAGGUACCUCAUUCUCUCAUGCACUAAAGUAUUACAAUGGUUCUCACCGAAAUUAGCUAAAUACGUGGCGGGCCGCUUUAAUAGAUGUAUCUCCCCAUGAUAAUCACAACAAAUGUUGCGAAAAUUCUAGAUCUCAAAUCGUCUUCCGAACAGAUAUUUUCCGAAAAUUGACGUUGGGUGCCCCUGAUAAACAGACAAGUCACUAUAAAACUAGCAGAUUAACAUCUACGUUUCGGUAACAUCGGGGCAACAUCAUCACACGUUUUUCUGCCUGACUGCCAUAUUACCCAAGCCCGUCUCAGAGGGUCGAGGCCGAAAAGAUGUUGUCAUUUUUGUUGUUGUAUUCACUGACAGGCUAUUACAUUUACAUCGAAACCUCCAGCCCCAGAGAAGAGGAUGAUAUAGCUAUGCUAAGAUUUCAAGGCAAGAGCGACAAGCCCUCGGUUUGUCUUUCUUUCUAUUUUCACAUGUAUGGAAAUGACGUCGGCGAAAUAUACCUUUACAAUCGUGGUAGGACAGUAUGGAGAAUGGCUGGGAAUCAAGGCGAUUUGUGGAGGAGGGCUGAAAUUAAAAUUACAGGAGACUAUGAC
This is a messenger RNA of Porites evermanni, 1502 nucleotides long. The record is from the annotation of a GenBank genome assembly. NCBI's taxonomy places the organism in Eukaryota, Metazoa, Cnidaria, Anthozoa, Scleractinia, Poritidae.